Messenger RNA from Leptonychotes weddellii (Weddell seal), 3540 nucleotides. NCBI's taxonomy places the organism in Eukaryota, Metazoa, Chordata, Mammalia, Carnivora, Phocidae. The record is from RefSeq and is a predicted model, not a curated record.
AUGGAUCGGCACCGGCCGCGGCUGCACCCCCCGAAGCAGGGCUCCGCCGCCGGGGCCCCCUAUCCCGCCUCCGCCGCGCUUCGCGGCUGCCGGGAAAGCAAGAUGCCGCGCAGGAAGGGCCCCCAGCACCCUCCGCCCCGCGCAGCUGAGGAGCCUGGAGAGAAACGCCCCAAGUUUCUGGACAAAUUUGCCAGCAUAAGAAUUCCAGGGAGCAAGAAAGAGAGACCUCCACUUUCCAACCUGAAGACUGCGUUUGCAAGCAAUGAUUGCUCUUCGGAGGUGAUGGAAAACAUUCCAAAGCCACUGUCACAGAAUGAAGUCUUAGAACUUUUCGAAAAGAUGAUGGAAGAUAUGAAUUUAAAUGAAGACAAGAAGGCACCAUUGCGGGAAAAGGACUUCAGCAUCAAAAAAGAAAUGGUGUUGCAGUACAUUAAUACUGCUUCCAAGACAGGAAGUCUUAAGAGUAGGCGACAGAUCUCACCUCAGGAAUUCAUCCAUGAACUGAAAAUGGGGUGUGCAGAUGAGAGACUUGUCACAUGUCUGGAGUCCCUCCGCGUGUCUUUGACUAGUAAUCCUGUGAGUUGGGUGGAGAGCUUUGGACGCGAGGGGCUUGGACUAUUACUGGACAUUUUGGAAAGACUGAUUAGUGGCAAAAUACAAGAAAAAAUUGUAAAGAAGAAUCAGCAUAAAGUCAUACAGUGUUUAAAGGCUUUGAUGAAUACACAGUAUGGCUUGGAAAGAAUUAUGAGUGAAGAGAGGAGUCUUUCUUUAUUAGCCAAAGCCAUCGAUCCCGAGCACCCAAGUAUGAUGACAGAUGUGGUGAAACUCCUGUCUGCGGUGUGCAUUGUAGGAGAAGAAAGCAUCCUUGAAGAGGUUUUAGAAGCUUUAACAUCAGCUGGAGAAGAAAGAAAAAUUGACAGAUUUUCACCUAUUGUGGAAGGUCUCCAGCACGAUUCAGUUCAAUUGCAAGUAGCGUGUAUGCAGCUCAUCAAUGCCCUUGUUACAUCUCCUGAUGAUUUGGACUUCAGGCUCCACAUCAGAAAUGAAUUUAUGCGUUGUGGAUUGAAAGAGAUCUUGCCAAACUUAAAAUGUAUGAAGAACGAUGGCCUGGAUAUCCAACUUAAAGUGUUUGAUGAGCAUAAGGAAGAAGAUUUGCUUGAGUUCUCCCAUCGCCUUGAAGAUAUUAAAGCUGAACUUGAUGAAGCAUAUGAUAUUUACAACAUGGUGUGGAACUCAGUUAAGGAAACUAGAGCGGAGGGAUAUUUCAUUUCUAUUCUUCAGCAUCUUUUGCUGAUUCGAAAUGAUUAUUUUAUAAGGCAACAAUACUUCAAAUUAAUUGAUGAGUGUGUAUCUCAGAUUGUAUUGCAUAGAGAUGGGAUGGAUCCAGACUUCACAUAUCGAAAAAGACUAGAUUUAGAUUUAAGUCACUUUGUUGAUACUUGCAUAGAUCAAGCUAAACUGGAAGAGUUUGAAGAGAAAGCAUCGGAACUUUACAAGAAAUUUGAAAAAGAGUUUACCGACCACCAAGAAACUCAGGCCCAACUGCAGAAAAAGGAAGCAAAGAUUAAUGAACUUCAAGCAGAGUUACAAGCUUUUAAGUCACAGUUUGGUGCCUUGCCAGCUGGUACGAAUAACGCUUUGCCGCUGUCCAGAGAAAAUGGAACUGGCCCCCCAGCACUGGCUCCUCCCCUGCCGCUGCCCUCCUGCGGAGGCGGGCCGCCUCCACCCCCUCCCCCACCCCCCCCCCCCCCUCCCCCUCCUCCACUUCCAGGAAUGCCAAUGCCCUUUGGUGGUCCUGUGCCCCCACCACCUCCCCUGGGAUUUCUCAGCGGGCGAAACUCUCCUCCUCCACCAACCCUACCAUUUGGGUUAAAACCAAAGAAAGAAUUUAAACCUGAAACCAGCAUGAGGAGAUUGAAUUGGUUAAAGAUCAGACCUCAUGAAAUGACUGAAAACUGUUUCUGGAUAAAAGCAAAUGAAAAUAAGUAUGAAAAUGUGGAUUUGCUUUGUAAACUUGAGAAUACAUUUUGUUGCCAACAAAAAGAGAGAAGAGAAGAGGAAGAUUUUGAAGAGAAGAAAGCUAUUAAGAAAAAAAUUAAAGAGCUUAAAUUUUUAGAUUCUAAAAUUGCCCAGAACCUUUCAAUCUUCCUGAGCUCUUUUCGGGUGCCAUAUGAGGAAAUCAAAAUGAUGAUACUGGAAGUGGAUGAAACACAGUUGGCAGAGUCUAUGAUUCAGAACCUAAUAAAGCAUCUUCCUGAUCAAGAACAACUAAGUUCAUUGUCUCAGUUCAAGAGUGACUAUAACAACCUAUGUGAACCUGAGCAGUUUGCUGUUGUGAUGAGCAAUGUGAAGAGACUACGGCCACGGCUCAGUGCUAUUCUCUUUAAGCUGCAGUUUGAAGAGCAGGUGAACAACAUCAAACCUGACAUCAUGGCUGUCAGUACUGCCUGCGAGGAGAUAAAGCAGAGCAAAAGCUUCCGCAAGUUGCUGGAACUUGUGUUGCUAAUGGGAAACUACAUGAACGCGGGCUCCCGGAAUGCUCAAACCUUCGGAUUUAACCUUAGCUCUCUCUGUAAAACUACAAUGGAUUACAAAUACUGUGGUCAGUGGAACGAACUUAUAGCCGUAGAGAUGAGAGAAGAAGGCUUUGUGGAAGAGGAAGAAUCGAAGGAAGCUUUGAAUGAUAGCUUUGUUAUCAGUGCAAAAGAACAAUACGAGAAACUUUUUAAGUUACAUGAAAGUAUGGAGAAGUCAUACCAGAGUAUGAUGGGAUACUACACCAUUGAUGUGAAGAAGAUGUCUGUGGAAGACUUUUUAAAUGACUUGAAUAACUUCAGAACCACAUUCAUGCAAGCAAGAAAGGAGAAUGUCAAAAAAAGAGAAGCAGAGGAAAGGGAAAAACGUGCCCAAAUAGCCAAAGAAUUGGCAGAGAAGGAAAGGCUUGAACGCCAACAAAAGAAAAAGCGCUUAUUAGAAAUGAAGACUGAGGGUGAUGAGACAGGAGUGAUGGAUAGUCUGCUGGAGGCUUUGCAGUCGGGGGCUGCCUUCCGCGACAGAAGAAAAAGGACACCAAAACCAAAAGAUAUUCGGCAAAGUCUCAGUCCCAUGUCUCAGAGGCCUGUUCUGAAAGUUUGUAACCAUGCCCUUCCCUCACUUGGCCAUCAAAUCAAAUGCCUUCCAGACUCUGAAACCUUUAGAAAUCUGUAUUCUGCUCAAAAUCAACAGAGAAUUGCCUGCUGCAUUUUGGAAGCCGCUGCUUCAGCUGUUGGCUCCAGAACCUUGCUGCCGCUCCGACAGGAAGUCCCUGUGUGUGAUCAGGGAGCAGCCAUCAUUCCCGCAAGCUGCAGAAGUGACCAGCGCGUGUUACUGUCUACGCCAGCAGAACACAUAGCCAUCUUCCUGCCUUGCAGCACCCACAAAGCUACUUCUAAUCUCAAGCCUGCCUCUUGGUCCAUUUUGGCUACUGGAAUGCCAUCUGUCAUGUCUGUAUUCCAGGGAGGGGAAAAAAGCCAACAAGAGCCAAAUGGCAUGGCUUGGUAA